Messenger RNA from Funneliformis mosseae, 192 nucleotides. NCBI's taxonomy places the organism in Eukaryota, Fungi, Glomeromycota, Glomeromycetes, Glomerales, Glomeraceae. The record is from the annotation of a GenBank genome assembly.
AUGAAAAUACAUUUGUUAGAUACUCAUAAUAUUAGUAAAGCUAUUGCAAUAAAAUGUAAUAAAAAAGAAUUAACAUGCAAUCCUCAACAAUCUGAUGAAAUUAAACCAUAUCAUCCUUCUAAACAAGAAUCCUUAACUCAAAAUGUUGUAGGAUUUGUUAUUAAUACAAUACAACUUUUAUGUAUUAUAGAG